Molecule: messenger RNA, 2113 nt
Organism: Corticium candelabrum
Lineage: Eukaryota; Metazoa; Porifera; Homoscleromorpha; Homosclerophorida; Plakinidae
Product: NAD-dependent protein deacetylase sirtuin-1-like
Exons: 1
Coding region: 4-1824 (606 amino acids)
Biological process (GO): negative regulation of DNA-templated transcription
Cellular component (GO): nucleoplasm; nucleus; rDNA heterochromatin
Molecular function (GO): NAD+ binding; histone deacetylase activity, NAD-dependent; transcription corepressor activity
Source: RefSeq, a predicted model, not a curated record
AAAAUGGCGGCUAACAGUCGAAGUCCUAUGGAGUCUUCUGCUCUACAGUUGGGCACGAUUAGCAGCUCUACUGAAACAGACAACGGUCAAACAUCGAAACGUCGACGAUUAGAAACGGCAAAGGAUAGAACAGACGUUGCGGUGCUGCGUGAGCGCGAUGAUGUCAUCGAUGAUGUCAUCGACCAAGACCCGGAUGCUGAAUUGCCGGAAGCCGACUCCCCGGAUACAGACUCCCCGGAUACAGACUCUCCGGAUGCUCCUGGUCCGUUAGGUUGGGUGCAAAGGCAGGUGAUGUCUGGUGCUAAUCCCAGAGACGUUCUGUCACGUUUGAUACCAACUAGUGUGUACAUUCCACCCGAUAUUGACGACUUUACUCUGUGGAAGCUGGUGGUUCAGAUUCUAAGUAAACCGUCGCGAAACAAACUCCCGGAUAUUAACACAAUUGAUGACGUUAUAAAUCUGUUACAAACUUGCUCUAAAAUAAUGGUGAUCACUGGUGCAGGAGUUUCGGUUUCAUGUGGGAUUCCAGAUUUUCGAUCUCAACAUGGAAUUUACGCUCGUCUGGCUGUUGAUUUUCCUGAUUUGCCAAAUUCACAAGUGAUGUUUGAUAUCAAUUUUUUUCGGAAGAAUCCGCUGCCGUUUUUUAAGUUUGCGAAAGAAAUCUAUCCGGGUCAGUUCCAGCCUUCGUUGACUCACAGAUUUAUUGCAUUGCUAGAGUCACGUGACCAAUUGCUUCGGACGUACACUCAGAAUAUUGACACUCUAGAACAGGAAGCCGGUCUCACUCGUGUUGUUCAGUGCCAUGGCUCGUUUGCCACAGCAUCUUGUACUAAUUGUAAAUAUCAAGUCGAUUGUGAAGCCAUUCGAUUAGACAUAAUGAAUCAAGUUGUGCCUAAGUGUCCUCGUUGCUCAGCCGAUAGCUCGGAUGCGUUUGCAGUCAUGAAGCCUGACAUUGUGUUCUUUGGUGAAGGAUUACCUGAUGCCUUUUAUGACACGUUGAAGAGUGACAAAGAUGUUGUUGAUCUCCUCAUUGUCAUCGGGUCGUCAAUGAAGGUUCAACCUGUUGCGAUGAUUCCAAACAUGCUGCCUGCUAAAGUUCCUCAAUUACUAAUCAACAGAGAGCCGCUACCACAUCUAAACUUCGAUGUUGAGCUACUUGGAAAUUGUGACGACAUUGUGGAGCAUUUGCUUUCCCGUCUUGGUGAUGGUUGGAAACAUAUAGUAGACAAAUGUAAAGUAACUGACAAAACACAAUGCAUGGAAGAACUAAGAACAGGCAGUCAGACAUGUGAUAUGUAUGCGGAUAAUGUAGAUGCCAAGGACAGUUUAGUAAGUAAAAAACCAUUGGUAACACAUGCAAUUGGUGAGACAUUAAAGAAAGGUGGAGUGAGGCCGGACGCAGAUAGAUGUCAAUCAGAUGAGAGUGAUAUAUGUAGAAAUGGUGUGGAUUCUGUUGCGGAGAACGAGCAGUCAGGAGAGAGGUCUUCUGGCAUACGAAGUCCAAGUGAAACAAACAAAGACGAGAACACCAACGUGGACACACAUGCAGCUAUCACGAAUGGCCAGACAACAGACAAGAACAACACUUGUGGUUCAAAACCGAUUGCAUCGUUUGAAGAUUUGUUAGCGGAUGCGAUGACAAGAGGAGAACCGUACGUUUACGUUUCUCCUAGUUGCUAUUUAUUUCGUGGAGCUGAUUUAACAUCAAUCUCUCAUGACGAGACAAGCAGUGAUGACGACAGUGAUGAUUCUGGAGAUGAAGUUGAGAGUGAGAACAGAGAGAGUUGUGCACUUGAAGAUGUUCAGGGACUGUCAGAGGAUUGAAUUAGUUGCUGAGUGGUUUUACAUGUUGCAGAUUGUACAAGGCCGUGCAGCUUCGAUUAUCACGAUUAUCACGAUUAUGUAUUGUAUUGUAUUUGGUGACGUUAAUUAAUAAUUAUUUGACACGUUUACCUUUUGUUUGUUUGCUAUUUAUUACAAGUUGUAGAGGAUGGCUUGGGUAAUUCUGGUUAGUUUUUCUUUGUGUUGUACUGGAGUAGUCAACAUCUCAUAUCAAUAAAAUCUGAUUAUACGGGAUGUUUAUAGAUAACAUCCGGGUAUUUAAUUAUUUAAA